AUUUUGUUUUCAUCUGAGGAAAAUAAAGUUGGCUUUUUGCGUGGACCCUCAUCAUGUUUCAACACCGAGCCUGUGUGAGGGAUUGGAUUAGCUGCUGUAGAAGCGGGCGGGGCUCAGUGCUGAUCCUUCUCUGCUGUUGCUUGGUGGCCCUGGCAGCACGGCCCCGGGGUCCCGGCCAUACCCACUUGAACUCCAUCCGCAUCGAUGGGGACAUCUCGCUGGGGGGGCUGUUCCCGGUGCACGCCCGCGGCAGCGAUGGCAAGGCCUGUGGGGAGCUGAAGAAGGAGAAGGGCAUCCAUCGGCUGGAGGCCAUGCUGUUUGCGCUCGACCGCAUCAACAACGACCACGAGCUGCUGCCCAACAUCACGCUGGGCGCGCGCAUCCUGGACACCUGCUCGCGGGACACCCACGCCCUGGAGCAGUCACUCACCUUCGUGCAGGCGCUCAUCCAGCGGGACGGCAGUGACAUCAAGUGCCUCAGCGGGGGCCCCCCCAUCGUCUCCAAACCUGAAAGGGUGGUGGGGGUCAUCGGCGCCUCCGCCAGCUCUGUCUCCAUCAUGGUGGCCAACAUCCUGCGGCUCUUUAAGAUCCCGCAGGUGAGCUACGCCUCCACCGCGCCCGAGUUGAGUGAUAACAGCCGCUAUGACUUCUUCUCGCGGGUGGUGCCUCCGGACACCUACCAGGCGCAGGCCAUGCUGGACAUCGUGAAGGCCAUGCGCUGGAUCUACGUCUCCACCGUGGCGUCCGAGGGCAAUUACGGCGAGAGCGGCGUGGAUGCCUUCAUCCAGAUGUCCCGUGAGGAGGGUGGUGUGUGUAUCGCCCAGUCGGUAAAGAUCCCCCGUGAACCCAAACCUGGCGAGUUCGACAAGAUCAUCUUCCGGCUGAGAGAGAACCCCAAUGCGCGGGCGGUUAUCCUCUUUGCCAACGAGGAUGACAUCAGACGGCUUCUCCAAGCUGCCAAGAAGGCCAAUCAGACGGGUCAUUUCCUGUGGGUGGGGUCAGACAGCUGGGGGUCAAAGAUAGCUCCGGUGCUGCACCAGGAGGAUGUGGCAGAGGGGGCGGUGACCAUCCUGCCCAAACGCAUGUCUGUCAGAGGCUUUGACCGGUACUUCAUCAGCCGCACCCUGGACAAUAACAGGAGGAACAUCUGGUUUGCUGAGUUCUGGGAGAAUAACUUCCACUGCAAGCUGAGCCGGCAUGCGCUGAAGAGAGGCUCCGGCGUCAGGAAGUGCACGAACCACGAGCGGAUCGGGAAGGAUUCGUCCUACGAGCAGGAGGGCAAAGUGCAGUUUGUGAUUGACGCCGUCUACGCCAUGGCGCACGCCCUGCAUAACAUGCACAAGGAGCUGUGUCCCGGCCAAGUGGGGCUCUGUCCCCGGAUGGACCCGGUCAACGGCACCACCUUACUGAGGUUCAUCCGCAACACCAGCUUCGCAGGAAUUGCUGGCAAUCCAGUGCUCUUCAAUGAAAAUGGUGACGCGCCUGGUCGCUAUGAAAUCUACCAGUAUCAGAUCAGGAACAACUCUUCCGAGUACCGAAUAAUUGGCCACUGGACUGAUCAGCUCCAUUUGAACAUCCAGGCGAUGCAAUGGCCGGGCGGAGUCCGGCAGGUGCCCGCCUCCAUCUGUAGCCAGCCGUGCCGCCCGGGCGAGCGGAAGAAGACGGUGAAGGGAACCCCCUGCUGCUGGCAUUGUGAGCGCUGCGACGGCUACCAGUACCAGGCCGACACCUACACCUGCAAGAUGUGCCGCUUCGACCUGCAGCCCAACGAGAACCACACAGGCUGCCGGCCCAUCCCCAUCGUGACGCUGGAGUGGAGCUCACCCUGGGCGCUGAUCCCCGUGUUCAUCGCUGUGCUGGGCAUUCUGGCCACCCUGCUGGUGGUGCUCACCUUCAUCCGCUACAACGACACACCCAUCGUCAAGGCGUCAGGCCGCGAGCUGAGCUACGUGCUGCUGACCGGCAUCUUCCUGUGCUACGCCACCACCUUCCUGAUGAUCGCGGUGCCCGAUGUGGCUGUCUGCUCUCUGCGCCGCAUCUUCCUGGGGCUCGGAAUGAGCAUCAGCUACUCCGCCCUGCUGACCAAGACCAACCGCAUCUACCGCAUCUUCGAGCAGGGCAAAGUGUCGGUCAGUGCCCCGCGCUUCAUCAGCCCCUCCUCUCAGCUGGUCAUCACCUUCAGCCUGAUCUCCGUGCAGCUGCUGGGCGUGUGUGUCUGGUUUGGUGUGGCCCCCUCCCAGGCGCUGGUGGACUACAAGGACCAGCGCACCGCUGACCCCGCCCUCGCCCGCGGCAUCCUCAAGUGCGACAUCUCGGACCUGUCGCUCAUCUGCCUGCUGGGCUACAGCAUGCUGCUGAUGGUCACCUGCACCGUCUACGCCAUCAAGACCCGCGGCGUCCCCGAAACCUUCAACGAGGCCAAGCCCAUCGGCUUCACCAUGUACACCACCUGCAUCGUCUGGCUGGCCUUCAUACCCAUCUUCUUCGGAACCUCGCAGUCUGCUGAGAAGAUGUACAUCCAGACGACCACUCUGACCAUCUCCGUGAGCCUGAGUGCCUCGGUGUCGCUGGGAUUGCUUUACAUGCCCAAGGUGUACGUGGUGCUCUUCCACCCGGAGCAGAACGUGCCCAAACGCACACGAAGCCUGAAGGCCGUGGUCACCGCCGCCACCAUGUCCAACAAGUUCAAUCCCAAGGCCAGCCUGCGGCCCAAUGGGGAGGCCAAUACCGAGCUGUGCGACAGCCUGGAGACGCACGCACUAACAACCAAGCAAACAUACAUCAGCUACAGCAACCAUGCCAUAUAGAAGGGACAAGCCAUCUCCAGUGAAUAGGACUCGCAAAUAGGACAGCAUUUACGCUGAGGCGCAGUGACAAAAAAGCAGUGGGCAAAAAGGAAGAAAUGUCCCUUGGGGAAA
Molecule: messenger RNA, 2918 nt
Organism: Megalops cyprinoides (Indo-Pacific tarpon)
Lineage: Eukaryota; Metazoa; Chordata; Actinopteri; Elopiformes; Megalopidae
Product: metabotropic glutamate receptor 4-like
Exons: 10
Coding region: 54-2807 (917 amino acids)
Biological process (GO): regulation of synaptic transmission, glutamatergic; G protein-coupled glutamate receptor signaling pathway
Cellular component (GO): membrane
Molecular function (GO): adenylate cyclase inhibiting G protein-coupled glutamate receptor activity
Source: RefSeq, a predicted model, not a curated record